Messenger RNA from Trichomonas vaginalis G3, 888 nucleotides. Its product is annotated as glycine-rich protein family. The coding region runs from base 1 to 888 and encodes 295 amino acids. The transcript has a single exon. The record is from RefSeq and is a predicted model, not a curated record. Lineage: Eukaryota; Parabasalia; Trichomonadida; Trichomonadidae.
AUGAUGAAAUAUUCCGGUAGAAAUGGCUCUUACGUUACAGGUGAUAUUACAUUCCACUAUCCUAAGACAUUAUAUUUAUAUUUAGGUGGAAAAGGAGAAGAUCAGACAUCAAUUGAUGAUUAUACAAAUCCUACUCCUGGAGGAUGGAACUUUGGGGGUAAUGGAAGUAUAGAUAAGGCUGAUGAGAAAUUAGACCCCGUAUUUCUUCCACCAGAAAAUGGUGCAGGUGGCGGGGGAGCUGUAGAUCUUCGAUUGAUUUAUCUCGAUAUAAAUAAACCUUUUGAAAAUAGUGCACUCAUGAAUUCAUUGAAGAGUCGUAUUAUCGUGGCCGGUUCUGGUGGUGGCGCAGUCUCAGACACCAAUAGAACUGGAUUUCCAGGAGGAACUAUUACCGCAUUGAAUAAUGGCGAACACAUGUUUGGCGGUACUCAAACAGAAGGUCUCUUUGGAAAAGGAAUGAGCGGAAUAGAUUCCUAUGAAAACCAAGGAGGAACUGGUGGCUGUGGUAGUGGUUAUCACGGCGGAUUCCAUAACUUUUCCCUUGAAAUUAAAGGAAAAGAUUCGUUUGAAUCUGGAGGGUCAGGUGGAAGCUCAUAUAUAAGUGGGCAUCCUGGAUGUAUAAGCCCUCAUUACCCUGAGAAUACAAUCGCAGAUAGAAUCACACCAUUCCACGAAUCUAAACUCUAUUUCACUCACACUGACAUGAAGAGUGGUAUUGAUCUCAUGCCUGAUUCCUUUAGUUUUCGCCAAAUCUUAGGUCAUGUUGGUAAUGGUGUCUGUCGAAUUACAUUUCUUACUGAUUAUAAUUGCCAAACAAAUAUAAUUCUAUAUUCCCACCACCACUUUCUUUUGAUGAAUUUGAUUUUAAUAGGGUUUGAUGUAACCUGA